This is a messenger RNA of Sorex araneus (European shrew), 2878 nucleotides long. RefSeq names its product oocyte zinc finger protein XlCOF6.1-like. NCBI's taxonomy places the organism in Eukaryota, Metazoa, Chordata, Mammalia, Eulipotyphla, Soricidae. Bases 118 to 1374 code for a protein of 418 amino acids. The record is from RefSeq and is a predicted model, not a curated record. The transcript has 4 exons.
UGACUCCCAGCACUUGCCACUGAGGAGUCAGUAUCCUUUGAGGACGUGGCCUUGAACUUCACCCGGACCGAGUGGGCUUUGCUGGAUCCUGCCCAGAGGUGCCUGUACAGAGACGUGAUGCUGGAGGCCUGCAGGCACCUGGCCUUCGUGGAGGGUUUCUCUCCAGGAAGAGCCCGUGAUCCUCUUGGACGGGUCUUGGAGAAUAAGUUGAUCAGUGAAGACAGCUCUGUGGGGUUCAGAAGCAAUGAUUCCUGCAAUGGUUUUGGAGAGAAGCGGAUGUUCCCUGACAUUGGUGAUCAGCAGCAAACGCAAAAGCGGCCACAGAAACGCAUCCCACUGAACAGUCUCGGUGACGGUCACAAAGCUCCCGUGGGAGUCCGAGGAACCCCGUGGCCAACUCGAAGCCUCCUUGCACCCCAAAGUCCUGUUUCUGCCUCUUCUGCGGAAUGUUCUUCCCCUCAACACCCCCCAGCCCCUCCGCACAACUCUCCUCCAGGUGACCUGGCUCAGGGGGGCGUUUGCUUCCCGGCCACCCAGGGCACCCCCUCUCCCAACCCAAGUGCCCUCAAGCAAUGCCCUCAGCGGGACGUUGGCACCCAGAGUUCGACGUCCCACGAAUGCAAAGUGUGUGGGGAGACCUUCAGUGCCGCCCACCUGCUGACGCGUCACAUCAGGGAGCACCACGAGGAGACGCGGUACGUGUGCGAGCUCUUCGGGAAGGGCUUCCGCCUCCCCUCGUGCCUGCCGGCUCAUGCUGAGACCCACGCUGACCUCGGGAAGCCCUUUCAGUGCUCCGAGUGCCCCAAGAGGUUCAGCCACCCCCGUAAGCUGCGCGCCCACGCUCAGUUGCACAGGGCCGCCAGGCCUUUUGCCUGCGAGUGGUGUGGGAAAAGUUUCAGGACUCGCUCACAGUUGUGUCAGCACAUCUGGACCCACACCGGGGAGAGGCCGUUUGACUGUCCUGAGUGCGGGAAGGCGUUCCGGUCGAGGAACGUAAGGGCCAAGCACCUGCGCAUCCACACGGGCGAGCGGCCCUACACGUGCCCGCAGUGCGGGAAAGGUUUCCGCUGCCAGGACGACCUUCAGGGCCACCUGGUGACCCACACAGACCAGAAGCCCUUCCAGUGUCCCGAGUGCGGCAAGGCCUACCGAUGGCGCUCCAGCCUCAAUGGCCACCUGAAGAUGCACCAGUUGGCUCAGCCUUUCACCUGCGGGGAGUGUGGCAGAGUCUACAGCGACUCCUCUCACUUCCGCCGGCAUGUCAGGGGCCACUACGAGGAGCGGCCAUUCAUGUGCCACUGCGGGCAGGGGUUUGACCGGGCUGCAGCCCUCCACACGCACGUCCGCCAGACCCACGCCGGCGAGAAGCGCUGAACCCAACUCCCGCCCUAGCCGGGAUUGUCACCCUGUCUCCCAGCAGCCUGCGGGGAAAGAAACCUCGGGGUGCAAAGACGGAGUGGGGUACAGCCCCAUGCCUCAAUUUCUCUCACCUUCCCUAAACUCAGAGUAAAACCAUUUUUUUUUUUUUUUGGUAAUGGUGUUGGGGCUAUAACUGAUGAUGCUCAGGAAUGACUCAAGGUUCUGCUCCCAGAAUCAGUCCUAGUGGUUCUCGGGACCCUCUGGGAUGCUGCGAUUGAACCUGGGACAGCUACAUGCAAGGCCAGCGCCCUCCCCGCUAUGCUAUGGUCACCGCCCCGGAUAUUGUAAUCUUGCUGCUGUGAAGUCAUUUGUGCCUUGUGGAGCCUGCGGGGAAAGAAACCUCGGGGUGCAAAGAUGGAGUGAGGGAGAUUAUUGGGGUAUGAUAUUCAGGUGACAUUUUGUUUCUUGUCUUUAUGUUUAUUUGGGGGCUGGAGGGAUAGAUAGUGCAGCAGGUAGGGCAUUCACUUUGCACGCAGCCGACCUAGGUUCAAUUUCUCCACCCCUCUCGGAGAGCUCGGCAAGCUACUGAGACUAUCUCGCCCACAUGGCAGAACCUGGCAAGCUACCCAUGGUGUAUCUGAUGUGCCAAAAACAGUAACAACAAGUCUCACAAUGGAGACGUUACUGGUGCCCGCUCGAGCAAAUUGAUGAGCAAUGAGAUGACAGUGACAGUGAUGCUUAUGGGGCCAAACCCAAUGAUGCUGCCUGCUUUCAGGGUUCAAUCCUGUGGGCCUUGGGACCCUGUGGUAUGUCCUGGGUCCCACCCGGCUCAGCUGCUGCAUGACCAGCGCCCUCUUUACUAUGGCUCCGGCUCUGAAUAUAAGUUCUAUCUUAUUUUCACCACUGUGUGAUUUCCACUACUGUUCCAGGUAGGGUUUACAAGCAACAAGUAGUUCUGAGAUUUUCUUUUUCUUUUUUGGAUGCACACUAUUGAUACUCAGGGCUUCCUCCUGGUCCUGCACUCAAGGAUCACUCCCAUGGUGCUCUGGAGACCCUAUGGGGUGUUGCGGAUCGAACCCGAGUUGGCCGAAUGCAAGCUGGGUUCCUUACCUAUUGUCUUAUUACUCUGGUGACGCUGAUGGAGGUAAGGCCUGCACUGGCCAUGGGUGACCAUGCCUGCGGUUUGCUGACCUCAAAGUGGCCUACGCUCUCCAGGAGGGGGACUCUCCUCUACGGGACCUGAAUGUAGAGAAACACGGGCAGAUGAGGCAGGCAGAGGGGUGGUGGGGCUUGGUGUUGAUUCAACACACUGAGUCAGAUCCCUUCGGAGAUCUGGGUUUCAAAGAAGUCGUUAUUCUUCAUGCAGAAUCUGUUUCCGUCAGAGUGUCACGUUACCUGGGUCACUGUGGUAAACAUUGGUGGCUGAUCGAUUGGUCAAUAAUCCUCUUAGCCGCUUAGACUGUGCAUCUGCUUACCCUACUGUGUCAACAUUUAGAGACGUUACUGACUCUCCAAUAAA